CAUCGUCUCCCUUGAGCGGCCAUACCUUCAGGUCUCGCUGUGCAGAAGAAGGGAGGCUCCUCCGCCGCUGCCGCCGCCGCCGCCGCCGCCGCCGCCGCCGCCGGUUGGUCCAAGCCGAGCACCCGGAAAUGGCGCGUGGGUUGAAGAAGCAUUUGAAGAGGCUCAAUGCUCCCAAGCAUUGGAUGCUCGACAAGCUAGGCGGUGCAUUCGCACCUAAGCCAUCUUCUGGACCUCACAAGUCCAGGGAGUGUUUGCCUUUGAUCCUUAUUCUGCGAAACAGGCUGAAAUAUGCCCUUACAUAUCGUGAAGUCAUUGCCAUCUUGAUGCAGCGACAUGUCCUUGUUGACAACAAAGUCAGGACAGAUAAGACUUACCCUGCUGGUUUCAUGGAUGUUGUCUCAAUUCCCAAGACAAAUGAGAACUUCCGUCUCCUCUAUGACACUAAGGGCCGAUUCCGACUCCACAGCAUCAGGGAUGAUGAGGCAAAGUUCAAGCUUUGCAAGGUUCGCUCGGUCCAGUUUGGGCAGAAAGGCAUCCCAUACCUCAAUACCUAUGAUGGCCGUACCAUCCGCUAUCCCGACCCUCUGAUCAAGGCUAAUGACACCAUCAAACUUGACCUUGAGACCAGCAAGAUCACCGAGUUCAUCAAGUUCGAUGUCGGAAACGUCGUCAUGGUUACCGGGGGAAGGAAUAGGGGACGUGUUGGAGUUAUCAAAAAUCGUGAAAAGCAUAAGGGAACUUUUGAGACCAUUCACAUUCAAGACUCACAGGGUCAUGAGUUUGCUACUCGAUUGGGCAAUGUGUUCACGAUCGGAAAGGGAACCAAACCUUUUGUCUCUCUUCCCAAGGGCAAGGGUAUCAAGUUGUCCAUCAUUGAGGAGGCGAGGAAAAGGCUUGCAGCCCAAGCAUCUGCAACUGCGUGAGUUUUACUAUUGAUGAUGUAUUGAAUUAUCCGACUUACUUUUAUUUAGCUGCAAGAGGAUUUUUGGGUAGUGAGCAUCUUGUUUUUGUUCCGGUACAAUUCUGGCGAAGUUUUGCUUUUGCAAGAUAGGGUUUCCCUGUUGUUUUGGAUGUUAUAGAUGAUGGCGAUUUAAGGUUCUUAUAUCC
Syzygium oleosum is the source of this 1107-nucleotide messenger RNA. RefSeq names its product 40S ribosomal protein S4-like. Gene Ontology annotation, molecular function: structural constituent of ribosome; RNA binding. Gene Ontology annotation, cellular component: cytosolic small ribosomal subunit; ribosome. The transcript is spliced from 5 exons. The record is from RefSeq and is a predicted model, not a curated record. Lineage: Eukaryota; Viridiplantae; Streptophyta; Magnoliopsida; Myrtales; Myrtaceae. Bases 129 to 923 code for a protein of 264 amino acids. Gene Ontology annotation, biological process: translation.